Messenger RNA from Aspergillus ruber CBS 135680, 825 nucleotides. Its product is annotated as tubulin-folding cofactor B. The record is from RefSeq and is a predicted model, not a curated record. Gene Ontology annotation, biological process: cytoplasmic microtubule organization. Bases 1 to 825 code for a protein of 274 amino acids. NCBI's taxonomy places the organism in Eukaryota, Fungi, Ascomycota, Eurotiomycetes, Eurotiales, Aspergillaceae. The transcript has 2 exons. Gene Ontology annotation, molecular function: microtubule plus-end binding. Gene Ontology annotation, cellular component: cytoplasm; nucleus; microtubule plus-end.
AUGGCAUUCCAACCAACCCCGACGGAUGUUUCCGUCAUCAUCACUUCUGCCGGCAACAGCAACCCCAAUGAACCAGGCUUCCUCACAGAACGCCGCAUCACCCCAACGUGGACCGUCAGCCAGCUAAAAGCCAAGCUGGAGACCAUGACCGGUGUGCCCCCAGGUAGUCAGCAACUGCAACUCAAGUCACCGGGCCGCCCAAAUCAAUGGGUUGACGGCGAUGACACGAUUAUUGGGAACUGGGGAUUGAUGAAGGGGAGUGAGAUUGAGGUCCAUGAUACGCGACCUGCGGCUGCGCGGCCGAACUUUACUGAUCUCUCGGCUGUAGACAAGUAUGUGCUGCCGGAGUCGACAUAUGAGACGCUUCCGAACUCGGUAUUGGCGUGGAAGAAGAAUCAGAAGCUGGGGCGGUUUGAUCCUACUGCCGUUCCGCCGGAGGAGGCGAUGCAGAAACAGGCUAAUCGAGACAGGAUAGAUGUCCAAAAAAGAGACAUUGCCGUUUCGAGGCGGGCUAUCUUACUCCCCUCAUCCCCGCCGCAUAUUCGGCGCGGGAUUGUCCGUUUCAUUGGGCCAGUGUCAACGAUUCCCUUCCCGGGUGUGAAUACAGAAGAUGGCGGAGUGGAUCGGGAUUCCCUGCCGAUCUGGGUUGGCAUCGAACUUGAUGAGCCGAUGGGGAAGAACGACGGCAGCGUCGGUGGUAAGCGCUACUUUGAGUGCCCCAACAAAACGGGUGUUUUUGUCAAGCCGGAGAAGGUUGAAGUGGGCGAUUUCCCUCCUCUAGGAUUAGAUGACGACCAUGAAAACGAAUUGAUGGAGGAAAUAUGA